ACCGCAGUCUCCUUCCAGCACUAACGAGGGGAUUUUACUCUUUCAUGCGGCCACUGGGACCUCUGGACUAGCCCUAGCCACCGCGUUGUGAUUUUUUGCAAUCUCUGCAGUACGCUACCUUUUAAGGUCAAGAUGUUGUUAAGUAUAAAAAGUAUCUUGUGGAUGUACUCUACAUUAGUUAUAACAUAUAUGCUACCUAAAGUUAAAGCAGAAAAAAAAACCCUGGUAAAGGGAUCCCUCUCCGGAACAUCAGUCCUGCCAUGCUUCUUUUCAACCACACCCACUAUAGCCUCCAGCUAUGCAGCUGAGUAUCUCCGAAUCAAAUGGUCAAAGGUUGAACUGGAUAAAAGUGGAAAAGAUGCAAAAGAAACCACAGUCCUGGUGGCCCAAAAUGGCAACAUCAAAAUAGGUCAAAGCUACAAAGACAGAGUGUCUGUUCCGACCCAUUCAGAGGAGACCGGUGACGCUUCGCUGACUUUCUCUAAGCUGCGUGCAAGUGAUGCAGGGGUGUAUCGCUGUGAUGUUAUGUACGGAGUUGAAGACACACAAGGCAUUGUAUCACUGGCUGUUGAGGGUGUUGUAUUUCACUAUCGUGCAGCGACCAGCAGGUACACUCUGAAUUUUACACAAGCUCAGCAGACUUGUCUGGACAAUGGUGCUGUCAUAGCAAGCCCAGAGCAACUGAAAGCAGCCUAUGAAGAUGGAUUUGAGCAAUGUGAUGCUGGCUGGUUGUCUGACCAGACUGUUAGGUAUCCAAUUAGACAUCCAAGAAUUGGCUGCUUUGGAGAUAAAAUGGGAAAGAAAGGAGUCAGAACAUAUGGGCGCCGUUUUCCUAAUGAAACUUAUGAUGUGUAUUGCUAUGUGGAACACAUGGAAGGUGAAGUUGUUCAUGUCUCAGUCCCUGAGAAGCUCACCUUUGAGGAAGCUAAAGAGCUGUGUCGGAAAAGAGAUGGCGUCCUUGCUUCUGUUGGGAACAUGUAUGUCGCCUGGAGGAAUGGCUUUGACCAGUGUGACUAUGGCUGGCUGGCAGAUGGCAGCGUUCGUUACCCAGCCUCUGUGGCAAGGCCCCAGUGUGGUGGAGGUUUACUUGGGGUGAGAACCCUGUAUCGCUAUGAGAACCAAACAGGCUUUCCUUACCCAGAUAGCAAGUUUGAUGCCUACUGCUAUGAACGUAAAAAAAUCGUAUCAGAGCCUACAACUGUUAAGCUGAUUACGUCUCUGAAAACUGACAGUGUGAAAUUGUCAUCUGCUAAAGUUACUCUUAAACCUCCUGUUCUUGAGACUUCGAUUACUGAAGUGGCCAUCACCAGAACAGAGGCCCCUGCUUUGGAGGAAACAACCCUAAAGACUGAAGAAGAUACAGAAAUGACUACUGAUGUGGCUGAGGAAAAAAGGGAAAUGGAGGUGCUUAUGGAGAACAUUAAGUUAACCACCCUUCUACCUCAGACUGUCACAGAUGGCGAAAUAAGCACUUACGAUACACUGGGGAGGACUGAAUAUGAUGUUUCACCUAGGUUAACAGAGAGCACAUCUGCAGCUUUGGAACUGGAGCACUCUUACUCUGAAGCAGAAUUGCCCGAGGAACAAGGUAGGUCUGAAAGCAUUGAGGACGCUUUCUUGACCUCUAUAAUUUUUCAGGAUAGCACAGCUGUAGCUAAGAGUUCCACUGGUUCAUGGGAAGAUACUGAAACAGGAGAUACACAAAAACAUGAUGCUGAUAAUCAGACUGAACAAAUAGAAGUGGGUCCUGUGAUGACAGCUACAAAUAGCUUGUUACCAACUUCUCGGAGAGAGUUUCCCAGGACAGGGACUUCAGUUUCCCUAACAAAAGAGAAUAUGUAUCUUGGUGCCCACUCAACAAAAGAACCCACAAAAAAGUCAAUGGAGGCGAAAUCUGACAAGAAACUUACAACUGUUGUAAUCCCUAAAGCUUUGUUCACUGAUCAGUAUGAUCUUACCACAGAGGGGGAGGGCAGAGAGAGCAUGUACACCGUUAUCCCUGAUAGAGUUUCUGGCAUAGCUACUGGUAGCAUCGCAGAAUCAGAUCUGCCUGCUGCAUCAGAGACACUCGUGGAUGAGCAUGCAGUAACCACUGGACAGUUUUCUACAGCAGAUGAGUCAACUCCAUUUGUUAAAUUUAGUUCUGCCACAGUGUUUGAUAAUGAGGCAUCAGCUGAAGGAAGCAGAGAGGACCUGAGGGAUGUGCAGCCUACUGUGACAUCUGGAGUACCUGUAUCCUUUUCUGUAUCAACUGUUAAUCAAACAGGAUCUGAGGCCAUCACUCUCGCAGGAAGUACUGUUUCCCCACAAAACUUUGGAGAAGGCACCACAUUGGUUAUCCACUCAUCUCAGCAAAUGGAAGGAUCAGCCAUUUUAGAGGAGCAGGAAAAAACAAAGGAGCCAGAAAUGAGAACAAUGGAUGUUAAGAUCCCUCAUGCCACAACCGUCAUUCCUACUCGUGUUACAGCAGAAUCUGAGGGACGUUCUGCAAGUGAGAAGUUCACACAGGCUCCUCCAGCUUCUGGCAUGUGGCUGCUGACAGAUAAAGAUCAGGGGCAUAUGAUAGAAGAGUCAUCUCAUACUAAGAGAAUAGAUGAGUUAGAUACAGAAGAUGGUACCUCUGGAAUGGAGCCUACAUCAUCUCCAGGGCAAAUUACAGAAUAUACAAAGCAUCCAGGAGCUCCGAUUUCAGCCGUUACAGAUGAAACUGAGACAAGCAUGGAGCCAGUGGAAACAAAAAGUGAUGAAGAAGCUGUGUCAGCUGAUUUUGAUCAGAGUAAAGAUACUACAGGUGUCUCCCACACAAGCAGCUCUUUGGAUUUGGAAAUGGUCACAGUAUCCAAAAUAUCAGUGGAUGAAAGUAGUGCAACAAUAAAGUCUCUUAGCUCCUCCAGUGUCACUGUAUUACCAACUGCUAUGCCCACAGUCAUGGAGGUAACUGAACAUGAGGGAGAUGAAACAUCAGGGUAUGUUUUGAAAACGUCCAUUCCUACCCCAGAAGUGGAACAGAGAGAGGCUACUGAGACAUCGGUAGCAACACCUGCUGAAGAAGUCUCUACUGAAAUGGAGGUCUCAAAAUACAUGGUGACAGAGGAAGGCCAAACAAGCAUUGUGACAUCAGCUGAUGAGGAGUCAGUGGCAACCCUUCAAGACGGAAAAGGAACACCAUCAGCUGGCUUUGGAGGGACAAAGGAAUCGAUUAUAUUUACAGAUGUAACAAAGGUAGAUACUGCAGUUCCACAGAAAGAACAUGAUGCUUCCCUAGUUCCAGUUACUGUAGAGAGUGAGGUCACUAGAGAUAUGCCAGUUACUGAUCAGACUCCUUUUGAUGGUAUCUUUCAUACAGAAGCAACAGAAACAACUGCUAAAGAUAGUGAGGUGUUCCCAGAGGAACUCUCCACAGAAGCUCAAGAUAAGGAACAAGAUACUGCCACAGAGUCUACCUUAUCUGUGACAUCUGUCCAAAUACAUGAACAAAAGACGGCAUCAGGAUCUGAAUCAUCUCAAACAGAUAUUCAGGAAAAACAGGAUGAGACAGGUUCGGCUUAUGAUGAGACAUAUCCAGCAACAGAAGUAUCACUGCCUGCAGUGAAGCUCACAGAUUAUGGAAGCAUCCUGGGACCUGAUGAAGCUAGCACCAGGACGUCGCAUCUCACAGUGACUCCGAAAGCUGAAACUGCUACUGAUCAAGAAGAGAAGGUCACUGAAGUGAUGCCUUUAACAGAGGGUACCCAAGCAAAAACAUAUGAAAGCAGAGGAACCCCUGCCAGGGAAGAAGACAGUGAUGUAGUGAGCUGGGAAUCUGUGCUGGCCCCCCAUACGAUGCCAAGAGGUCAUUCUACUGUGGAAAGCGUUACUCAUCUGACUUUGGGAGCUUCUCCAAGCCAAACUCUGGAAGGUUCUGGAGUAUCAGAAGAACCUGAAGAAAUCAAAACUGCUGUAUUUUCAGCUAGUGCCACAGACAAGGCAACAAUUCUCAGUGAUGUAACAACACCUUCCAUUAGUGCUGUAGACAAAAUUCAGCCUACAUCAGCAUCCAAACCUUCUGUUACUCAAAAGUCACCACUUAUCAUUCCUGAGGAAGAAGAGGAGGUAACAAGCAAUGACAUCAUCAUAAUUGAUGAAUCUAUUUCUCCCAGUAAAGCCACUGCUGAUGAUGAUCUGACAGGAAAGGUGUUAGAACCAGAAAUCGAUAAGGAAUAUUUCACAGCAUCGACUGCUACUGCAGUUGCACGACCUACUGCACCACCCAAAGUGAAGGAGGCCACAGAGGCUUUACAACCUCAAGAGGUGUCUCCUUCUACUUCACAACCUGAUAGUGGAAAUGACAUAAGAUUGUAUGUUAUUCAAAUCACAGGCAAUGAUACAGAUCAUCCGGUGAAUGAAUUUUUGGAUCUGUUCAAUCGCCACAUGCUUCCUCAUGCAAUAGAUGAACCCCACAUUGAUGCAGAAUCAACUCAGACUGAACCCUGUACUUCAGACUCAGUGCAGGAUUCAUCUGAAUAUAUAAUAUUGGAUCCUUUCUUUCCAAACUUUAUAGAGUUUGAAGAAGAGGAAGACUGUGAAAAUACUACUGAUGUUACAACUCCUCCAGCUUUGCAGUUCAUCAAUGGAAAGCAACAAGUUACUAGUGCGCCUAAGAGCACAAAAGCUGAAGAAGCGAGAAGUGACCAAAUUGAAAGUGUUGCACAUUCCAAAAAUGUAACCUUUUCUCAAAUUAAUGAAACAAACACGUUUAUAAUACCUGAAACUGAAGCUUCUGGUACUAUGCAACCAAGCAAAGCUGGAGAAGUAAUAGGGGCGUUUGAAGUUACACAACCGACAGCAGAUGUUGCAAUGUUAGAACCUGUUUAUAGUGGUGAGUCAGAAGUUGCCACAACAGAAAAAUCAGUAGCCACUACUUCUUCACAUGAACAGUCUCUGCAAAAGAAUAGAGAGACCGUAACACAGCAUGGAACUGAGGAGACCUCUACUAAAGAUACAAAAAACUUGCUCUUGAUUACUAAUGAAUCUUCUGGAGAUGGCUCCACUGAAUCUGAUUUAUCCAGUUCUGUCUUCUCAGAAAUUGUGACAAUGUCAAGAAGGGAAGAUGACAAAAAAAAUUCUGGUAUAACUCCUGCUCCUGAUACAUUUACUGUGGAAAGUUCUGCUGUAACUGCUUCUCUGGAUGCAGUUUUUAAUACUGCUACGGUAGGCAUAGGCGUGAAAGACCUUAUUGCAGAAGAAGCAACCCCUGCUCCAGGAGAUCAUGAUAAAUCAACCAUUAAAAUUAAUGCAAAUGCCCCUGCAGAAAAUCUGGAAACAAAUAGUCAUACAGCAAAGCCUGAGAUGAGUGCUGCUUUUAUAGUUCUAGAAGGCUCUGGAGAUGUAGAAGAAGACAUUGCUGUAACUUCAGCCAUGACAACAGAAACAGCAGUAACAGAAACACAGUCAACGCAAGAUAUUUCUGUGGGCUCCAGCACAGUACUGCCAACAGAAAAUUCUGUAGCCAUUUCAGGAAUCACCUCUGUUUUACCCAAAGGAAUAGGCACUCUUUAUUCUGCUCUUGAUCAAAGUUCUGAAGCUACUGUUGCCACCAAUUCUGUGUUUAUUACGGAAAAAGUAGUUGCCAGCUCUUUUGUAACUGAAAGGAAUAUUGAAGGUGAAAAAGAAGUACAGACCACUGUUUAUUCAAGUCAGGAAAAUUCAGCUACUUCUGCAGAGGGAAAUUCAGAGUUUAAUGAACUUGGGAGCACUACUAGUGAAGUCAGAACUGUAAGUCAAGAGCCCACCUGGCUCAGGAAAACAGUACCAGUGACAGGUACCAUAAGCGCUGAAAUCAAAAAGGUCACCACUGUUCCUCUUGUGAGAGAGAAGAAGCUUUUUAUAAAUGAAGGCUCAGCAGAAGAACCAGUAGACUUAUUUUCAGGGGGUCCCACAAGAAAAGUGGUAAGUACUGACUCCCCAUUUAUUGAUCCAGGUUCUGGAGAUGUAGAUGUUAUCAUUGAGUCUGCUACUUUGACUUCAGUUCCAUUAAGGCCUGUCACUGAAACUCAAACAGAAAAGCAUGAAGGGAAAGUUUACAGCAUAGAUGAUGUUUCACUGAAGAAUGCAACAACAGAAUAUGAAGCACAUGCAAGAACAGAUGAAUCAGCUAUAUCAGUUACAAGUACUGGGUCAGAUGGCUUGACUAAGGAGACUGGAGUAGCAAGUCAGAUGUCCCAGGAUAUGUUUAGUACAAGGAACCCAGGAGAACAAAACCAGGAAACAGAACCAACUUACACAGCUCCUUAUGAAUUAAAAUCUAGUCCUGGUUCUAGAAAAGAGGUAAUAAGUCAUGUUGCACCAGGAGUUAAAACUCAAGAUUUAGAAACAGGUGAGGUCACAUCAUCUCCAGAAUCAGUAGUUAGUAACAACCCUCAUGACAUCAUGGUGACACAUGGUACUGGCAGUAUAAAAGGAGUAGCUGAAUCUACAGAAAGCAAAAAUGCAAAAGUUAGUUCUUCAACUGUCUCAUUAGGCAAGAUUCUCCUGAUUGAGCAUGGAUCUGGAGAAGAAUUCAAAGGUGACAGCAGCACCACAAAAACAAUGUCUAAUGGACCUACUGAAGAAAUACUUGGAAGUCUUUUCUCAUUUAUUGAUCAGGGAUCUGGAGAAGCAGACACAUUCAUUGAAUCAUUUGCAAAACCAGUAGUUUCACCCACUGGGAGACCAGAAACACAAGAGAAGUAUGACAAAAAAAUUGUCAGCACACCAUCUAUGGAUCAUGCCUUCACUGACGUACCUGAUGAGCUAGUCACAAGUACUGAACAUGAAGUUGUGGCAAUGGGAACUGUAACUGGCAUAAGAAUGGAAGAGAAGACGAUUGAUGAAUUAACAGUGAGAACUUUUACUACGACUAUUCCUUCGGUGGAAGAUACACAUUCUGGGGAAGACCAGCCAAGGGAAGUUUCACCAAAAGUUAUAGAAUCUUCUGAAGAAGCAACAACAGACCCACUCUUUAAACUUACACAGGCUAACCAGGAACAUCUGGGAUUUUUAAAUGUUCCGACUGUCAGUCCAUAUUCAGAAGAAAAGGAAUUCGAAACAGAAUCUGUUAAAAAACCACUUUUGCCAUUUAAUGAUGAUGGAAUAACUGAGCCUGUGAAUAUUGAAAGGAAAUACAUAAGCUCUCCAGUUACAGAUACAGAGCAAGAGGAGGAGUUGGAAAAAAAUAUUUUACCUACAAAAGAUAUCCCCAGAUUAUUCUUGACACCUGAAGAAGAAAAGCUAACAACCAGUGAGCUCACCAGUGAUCCAUUAUUUUCAGGACAAGGAUCAGGAGAUGACCUUGCUGUUAUUCCUUCUGUAGUGCCAUUGGCUGUCAAAGAAAUCAUGAGUACUUCAAGUCCUCAAACUUCUCAUUCUGCAAAUAUGAAACCUGAACUUUCAACUGACAAGACACAAGACUUUGAAAGAGGAAGCACAGAAUCAAAUGCUGAAAUUAAGGAAGUUACAAGUGCUGUAAAUGAGCGGCUGUCAGAAACAGAAGACCAAUUCCCCAGCUCAGUAAUCACAAGUUCCCCAGCUUUAGCAGAAGAGAGUUCCAAGAGCUUCAGCUCUAAAGAGAUUAAAGAGAUGACGCAUUAUUUUGUUGCAGUUGAAGAACUUGAAAAUAAGGAAUCUGACUAUACGAGAGGAGAAAAUGAAACAGAUAGGACAACAGCUACUUCUGAAGUGGUUUCUCAAGAGGAAACUUCACAUUUGCUGAUUAAAGAUGGUGUGACUCCUGUUUCUGUAAUACUGAGUGGAACUCCUAAUCUUGAAACAGAAGAAUCGCUUGUAACAUCAGCAACAAAAAUGCCAGGCAGACUAUUACCUGAAAGCUCUGGAGAGGGAUCUGGCUGGGUUGGUGUUUUGGAUUCGUCUUCUCCUGAUAUGUUUACUCAUUUGUCAAUACCCCCUGUGUCAACUGUAGAGCUAAAUGCUUCAUCUAGUGUUCCUGGGGAAGUUUAUUCUGAGGUUAUGACAACAGAGGCACCGAUAGGUGGAUCACACACUGUGAUCACAGGACUAGCAUCCCUUUUUACAGAAGAAAAAGAGAUCAUGGCAAAUCCAUCUGCUGCUCAACCUAAGACAGCUACAUCAGAAGAACUAACAAGUGAUACUGGGAUAUAUGAGAAAAUUAUUCCCAUGAUUGAUGAUAAAAGAAGUGUUAUAUUGAAUGUUUCUGUUUAUGGUGAUAUUACACUAAUUGAAGAACGACUUCAAAUCCCAUCAGAAGAAACAACUAUUAUAGACAUGGAUCACUCAAAAUCAAUGCCUGAAGAUAUAAUUAGUGUGCACACAAUGCCAAAUCCUGUCAAACAAUCAACAUAUGGCAGUGAUGAUAGCAUGACAGCUGAAGGGGAGAAAUAUGAGUCAACACCUAAAUUUUCCAUAACAAAAGAGAAAACACUUGGAUCUGGUGAUAGUGUCUCCUUGACUACUUCUAGUCAGCCAAGUAGUGAAUCAGUAACAGCUGGGCACAGACCAAAAUCAGACGACAAGGAUUUGGGUUCAGGGAAUGCCAUGAAGUUUACAACAGAAACUCUCAUCACUACUGAACUCUCUGAACUGGGCAUUUUCCUUCCUACAGUACCAUCACUGGCAAGCCCUUAUGUACCUCAUGAGUCUAAACAUGUUGUAACAAGCACAACAGAAGACACCUAUGAGCUCAGUACUUCAGCAACCAACCAAGUAAUAGCAGAUCAAAGUGAAACAAUCUCUGUCUCUGGGUUUUCUGGAAUGGGCCAAGAAGAACUGGAUGAUAAGCAGCCUGUGGUUCCUUCUCGUACCCCAUUUUUAACUACUGAGACUGAAAAGGCUUUUACAACUGACAUGCUUGAUGUAAAUAUUGUCACAACACAGCAUACAUCCCAACUGAUGACGGUAUCGUCUAGCAAGAAUGAAGAAAAACAUCCUACAGUAUAUACAAACACAAAAUCGGCAUCAGCAGAGUAUGAAGAAACAGAUUCAGUGAGCCUUUAUUCUGUACCUGAAACUCCUAAAUCCUCAGUAACUGUUCAGUUAGUUAAUGGAGUAUCUGAGUAUCCUGAGGUAAUCAUUCCAAGUACAUCAUCAUCAAAGGAUUCAGAUCAGCCUGAUCGUUCAUCAGAAGGAACCUUCAAAGAGGUUAGUUCGGAUAUUGCAGCAACAUAUAAACCACCCACUACAGAACUUCUUGACAGAACAGAAUCUUCUCUGCUGGAGUUUUCUCCCAAGCCUGUUUCAGAAAGCACAACUACUGAAAGUACUCCUCACUUUAAUAGAGUUGUAACAGACAGGACAGAGGAGACAGAAACCUCUGUAACUGAUUUGGCUGUUGAGGAAGAAGCUACUCUUUCUGGAGAUUCUCCAUCAACACAUGUCUUGCCUACUGCUUUUCUGAAUUUUGGAGAAAGAGCAAGCACAGAUGUUCCGAAAGUUAGCACAAUAAAAUUUGAAGCUUCCUCAGGGAGAGUAAACAACCCCCGUCAAGAAGAUGACAGCAGUACCAAGAGAGAGAUCCCAUGGCUUUUUUCCACACCCGUUUCAGAUUCACCCAGUAGUAUUGAAAGGGAGAUAUUUAAACCUGACCAGGAAGCAGUUACAAUGCUAGCUUCAUCUUCACAACCUUUGGAUAGAAGCACGGAAACACAAUCAGCUUUGUUUGAUCAAGGGGAGAUCACGACUAUUUCUUCUAACAUUGCAACAAACAGCAUUGCCCCUGGAAACAGCCCAUAUCAAAAUGAGCAGUCAACGAUAAGCUCUGAGGAGACAAAUACUAUUGAACUUGUAACCUCGUCAUUUUCCCUUCCGGAAGUCACUAAUGGAUCAGAUUUCCUGAUUGGCACCAGUGUGGGUUCAGUUGAAGGCACAGCAGUGCAAAUUCCAGGCCAAGAUCCAUGCAAAAGCAAUCCAUGUCUUAAUGGUGGUACCUGCUAUCCGCGUGGUUCAUUUUACAUCUGUACAUGUCUGCCAGGUUUCAACGGCGAGCAGUGUGAAUUAGAUAUCGAUGAAUGCCAGUCUAACCCAUGCCGGAAUGGAGCCACGUGUAUAGAUGGCCUCAAUACCUUUACUUGCUUGUGUCUGCCAAGCUAUAUAGGUGCUCUCUGUGAACAAGACACGGAGACCUGUGAUUAUGGCUGGCACAAGUUCCAAGGACAGUGCUACAAAUACUUUGCCCAUCGGCGUACGUGGGACACGGCUGAAAGGGAAUGCCGUCUCCAGGGAGCACACUUGACAAGCAUCUUGUCUCAUGAGGAGCAGAUCUUUGUGAACCGUAUUGGGCAUGACUACCAGUGGAUUGGCCUCAAUGACAAGAUGUUUGAGCGUGAUUUCCGCUGGACUGAUGGUAGCCCACUGCAAUAUGAGAACUGGCGACCCAACCAGCCAGAUAGCUUCUUUUCUGCUGGAGAAGACUGUGUUGUUAUAAUAUGGCAUGAGAAUGGGCAGUGGAAUGAUGUACCAUGCAAUUAUCACCUUACCUAUACCUGCAAGAAAGGAACAGUUGCUUGUGGUCAGCCUCCUGUUGUGGAAAACGCAAAGACCUUUGGGAAGAUGAAACCUCGUUAUGAGAUCAACUCCCUUAUUAGAUAUCACUGCAAAGAUGGUUUCAUCCAGCGUCAUAUUCCAACCAUCCGGUGUCAAGGGAACGGAAGAUGGGAUAUGCCUAAAAUUACUUGCAUGAAUCCGUCCACAUACCAAAGGACUUACUCUAAGAAAUACUACUAUAAACAUUCUUCAUCAGGAAAGGGAGCACCGUUAAAUUCAUCAAAACACUAUCACCACUGGAUCAGGACGUGGCAGGACUCAAGGCGCUGAGAGCUAAAUGGUGAAUGGGGAUUUCCACCAUUUCAGCCAAAGUCAUAACUUUCUGUGCCUUUUCUAUCACUUAUAGGAGUAUUAUCAAAUUGUUUUGAAACUAUGGACUGCGGUAUUCACAAUGCAUUUUGCAAAAAUACGGUGUUUAUCAGAAAAUUUAAAAAAAAAAAAAAAAAGGAGAAAUGCUUAUGGGGAUAAAAGGAAACCAUUUCCAGCCUAUAAAGAUUAUUAGUUUUCUAUAUGCCAUCGGUGUGGACCAUUUUAUGAUAUAUACCAGCCUUCUGCAAUAUUUAAACAGCUCGAUUUUAGCACCAAUGAAAAUGUAAAUAAGAUGAUUUUAAUGUUGUUUAAUUGUGUGUUGUUUUUAAAAUCCUGUAUAUAAAAUGAAAAGUCACACUAAUUUCAGGCAUAUUUAUGGUUAGAACGGCCUCAGAGGUCUUCGGUCAUUUAUGACGUUGUUUUUGUGUUGUUUACCUAGGCUGGAAAUGGUUGAAAUAAAUAACUUCACUGACUGAAAUUUGCUAUUAUCAGGUGAAGAUAAAC
Molecule: messenger RNA, 11346 nt
Organism: Egretta garzetta (little egret)
Lineage: Eukaryota; Metazoa; Chordata; Aves; Pelecaniformes; Ardeidae
Gene: VCAN
Product: versican
Exons: 15
Coding region: 133-10803 (3556 amino acids)
Biological process (GO): cell adhesion
Molecular function (GO): hyaluronic acid binding; calcium ion binding
Source: RefSeq, a predicted model, not a curated record